Messenger RNA from Alternaria burnsii, 231 nucleotides. RefSeq lists its product as uncharacterized. The transcript has 3 exons. Bases 1 to 231 code for a protein of 76 amino acids. NCBI's taxonomy places the organism in Eukaryota, Fungi, Ascomycota, Dothideomycetes, Pleosporales, Pleosporaceae. The record is from RefSeq and is a predicted model, not a curated record.
AUGCAGUUCAAAGCUCUAGCCAUCAUUGCCUUCAUGGCCCUCACCGGCUCUGCCCAGAAGUGUGAAAAGGGCAACAACCACAACGCUGGAACGAGCUGCCACGGCGCGACCGGAAACCUAGCAUGCAGCCACAACUUGAAGCACGUACUUCGAUGCGGUGAGGAUGGCAACUGGGCUAGGACCGAGGACUGCGGUGGACUUUGCCUCAGUGGUUCGUGCCACUGUGGUUAA